CAUGAAAACAACAAGCUUAUCUUUUCAUGAUUUGCAUAGUUUAUAUCAUGUGUGGUACUCAUUUCUCAUAUCUACCCACUUUCUUUUCGUUUUCUUAUCUCCUAUUCUUUGUCUUUCUUUCUUUCCUGCUCUCACAUAGAUUUACUUUUUCUUUAGAAAAUUAGGCCAUAAAAUUUUACGACAUAAACAUCAGAGGAGAAAACUGCGGCCUAUUGACAUUACCUACUUUCAUUUUCAUGUCGCGGUACACACGUCCAUCACACCCUCCCUCACCACACGCACACACACGCAUGCGCACAUGCAUGUUUCUAUUAACCUUUAAGGAGCUGUUCAAAUGUAACAAACAAUGUGCACUAAAAGAUGUUUGUAAGUAACAUAAUAUUCGGCUUCAUAUGAACAAUAAUAAUAUAUAUUUAUAACCAUAUAGCUCAGGCGUCGCUUUACUGUAAAAACACGAGAGAACACUUCUGUACCUGGCUUCGGCAAACACUGGGAACUUUAGCACUCACUGACCUCCUACUAUGAAGGCAGGCCCUAGACGAUAAAAUAUUUAUUUUUAUUUUAUCAUUGAUAUGCCCCACAUUUACACUUUCCCUUUGAAAUAUAAGAUAUAUCUUCAGCAAGAUUAUUCAAUGUGUUGUAAAUACGACUUGUGUUUUUUGCUUUUUAUUUAUUUAUUUAUUUAUUUUUUUUUUUGCUUCAGGUACACAUUAUGCAAUUUAAUGUAUUUGAAUAUUCGAUUUCUUUCGUGGGUUGUAAAAUCUCGCUACCGAGGGAACUCGGUACAAACAGUCCCAGACUGUCACUGCGAUAUUUAAUUUGCAAGAGUGAUAACAUGAUAACGUUUUUUCCUUUGAAGUUUUAUGAAAUGGCGGACAUUGACUGGAUGUCUUUCAUUCUCUUUGUUCCUUUGAAGUAAUUUUUAUCUACUAUUAGUGUAGGUAAUCAUCAUGUCACUUGCCACCUAUAAAUCAUUUAGCGUUGGUUAGCAGACAAAUGUUUGCAGUUUCUUUCGAGACAGGUUAGUGGGUUGUGAGGAGAAUGCAUUAAAAUAAAAUUCUAAUCUUUUUAUCUUAAGUCGUAGCCUUAUGUUACUCAGAUGUUCUUGCUGCUAAAAUAACUCUCCUGUAAUGCCCUGGUAACAGUCUCCUGGCAGUGUAACGCAAGUAAUGUCGUUUCCAAAGAGGGGGCCGUCCGGUAAUGUCCGCUUUGUGGAAGGACCAGUAACUCUGCCCCGACUGACUCACGUGUACCUGCCGGAGUUACAUCGCCAGUUGACCGAACGCUCACCUGUGGGGCCUGUGGGUCGAGCCCUGCAGAGAUUUGUGGACUUGGGGCCUGGGGAGGCAGAGGACCCGCUAGCUGUUGCCACUGCCAGAGCCCAGCUACAUGACAUUCUUAAGAAGAUCGAGCUUUCUUUGCGGCGAAACCGUGUGGGGUUGGACGUGCUUCCGCCGGUGCACGUGCAGUGUUUCACGCACUGGCAGGUGAGGCCCACCACGACUGUUACCUGUCUGAUGCCAUGCAACGUUCAGCAGGCGGCGCUGGUGCCGACACAAGCUGGCCGUUUUUUAAUCAGACUACCAACCAACGCGAGGCGGCUUCAUCAAACCCUGCCGAGAGAAGUGCGUACCAGCGAUGGUCAGCUGGCGUCACCACGGAAGCUGCACGUCACCUGCGCCAGACUGUGGAAGACUGCGCUGAUGAAGCAUGGAGUGUCUGAUGCCGACAUCACGGUCAGCCUCGCACCUGGCGACCUCAGAUUCAGCAUCAAACUGGCAUGUGGGUGGCAUGCCGAUCUCGUGCCCUGCUUGUGUCUACCUGAGGACGACGGUAUCUAUUACGUCACCAGGGACUACGCUUCUUUUGAGACUCAGGGUCAGGAUGAUCUGACCUGGAAGCCAUGCUUCAGCUCGCGAGAAUACCAGCUCCUUUGUUCCAUCUGCCGCACGGACGGAAGUCUGCGCAUGCGCGCUCUGCACCUCCUCUGCCACGUCUUACCACGUGACUGGCGCCUGCGGCCGCUGACGUGCUACCACCUGCAGACUGCAGUGCUGCACGACGUGGACUUCCACGUGGACUUCUCCCCGCGCUGGCAGCGGCGGACCCUGGAGGGCUGCGUCCACUCCAUCCUCGCCACCCUCCUUCACUUCCUGGAGAGACAGAACCUGCCGCACUUUGACCUCCAGCCGGUGAACCUGUGGGCGGCCUUGACCCCCAAGCAACUAGCGGUGGCUCGCAGCGCCCUCGAGCGACUUUUGACCAAUGAAAAUGCGUUGAUCAGCUUGUUGCGGCGAGCUCUGGUGGCUGACGGAGGCGAGAGCUUGGACGUGGGACUGACUUGAGGUCAAAGGUGACGGGCUGCACCUGGGAUGAUUGCUGAGUAGUGUUUGACUGCCCUUGUGUCAAAAUACUGUCCUUAUUUCCAUGGCAACACUUUGCAGCUCCACCACUCGGUGUAGCUUUCAAUGACACGGCCAUCCGUUAUCGACGACACAAAUGGAAAAUAAACCCAGAUAAUCUUCUUUCCUUGUAACAUACUUUAGUUUUUAUCUUUACCAUUCACGUUGAUCAUAAUCAACACAGGUAUGCGAUAGGUCUACAUUAAUGACAUUGCUUCAUGGGUCAUCCAUGGUUGACGGUGUUUGUCCACUCCUGCUUUAUGACUGAACGCUCCUAUUGAUCAAACUGUUCAGUCAAGAUGAAAAACCGGUUUUACAAGUACAGUGCGGAUUAGUAAAGCAGCAUCAACCAAGACAGGCUAGCGUGUAAUAGAGUUUCAAAAAUGCUUCUAAGGAUAUAUCCGGAUUUAUAUAAAAAUACUACCGCCAAGGAAUUUAGCACUCUUCAUUGCUUUUGUGUGUUUUCCUUCUUUUUACUAUAUCUCCUCCCCUGUGUAUGUUUUACGCGCGGCAAAUCCACACUGUUAAUCUUAACCACAGUUUUGACAAAAAUAAACAAGAGUAAACGUUGCUAUCCUGAAAACCGUUAAAAUAAUUCUGACCAGGUAUGUACAGCUGUCUGCUUUUAUUAAAUAAAGAUUUUAAAAAAUGUUGUGAAUGCAAAUUAAUUUUGCAUCGCCAAUUUAAAAUAAGAUUCUGUAUCACUAAUUUUAAUUUCCAUAUAUUAAGGAACUGUAUAGAUUACAUCCUUGGAAGUAAUUUUCCCCUUCACAAAAAAGGUAUUAUCUAGAAAUUUAUCUAGAAUCCUCAAACAUUUUGUAAAAAUUUGUUCUUUUUGUAAUUGUCUAUGCGCCUAAUGCAUGUAAUUUUUUUUAAUGACAGCAAAAUUCAUGCACCCCCACGAAGUUGCAGCGCAUCAGUUUUGUAUUUAUAAAUAACCUAU
This is a messenger RNA of Pomacea canaliculata, 3345 nucleotides long. RefSeq lists its product as uncharacterized. The coding region runs from base 1170 to 2345 and encodes 391 amino acids. Lineage: Eukaryota; Metazoa; Mollusca; Gastropoda; Architaenioglossa; Ampullariidae. The record is from RefSeq and is a predicted model, not a curated record. The transcript has 4 exons.